GUCUCCGCUAUUGUUAUCGUUGUUGUUUGUCUCUCACGACAGGUACAUGUGCGCGUUCACUGUAGAGCGCGUGUGACGUCAUUCGUUCAUCUUCUUCUCAACACUGUCUGUCGUCGGCAGUGGUGAAUGAAGCAUGAGGGAGGACCAUGGCGCAAUGCAGGGCACAGGAGAAAACGGAAGGCUCCCGGUAGCAGGCGAAGAAGAAGGAGGUCACAACACGCAGUGUCUGCAUCACGGUGACUGUGGCUGCAGCAGCAGCAUUGGCAACGGCCACCGCAGCCGCCUCCGAUCUGAGCGGUCCUCCACAUCAUCGAUCCACGAGCCACUCAAGCCACCGCCAGACAGCAGAAUCGUGGUGGAGGAAGGUACCAUUAACGUUAGAACAGCGGAGCACAACCAGAGCAUCCUCAGCUUCAGCGCACAAGUGCUUCCCUCCCUCGUCAUGUCAGGCCUUGGGAUGCUUGCUGCAGGUGCCCUCCUCGAUAUUGUCCAGCACUGGCCCGUGUUUGUCGGCAUUUCGGAAAUGUUCAUCCUGUGCCCGUCGUUGUUGGGGCUCAAGGGGAACCUGGAGAUGGUGCUUGCGUCCCGUUUAUCCACAGCCGCACACGCACACCAGCUAUCGGGCGACAAGGCCUGGUCCACUACCUACAGCAACCUGCUGCUGAUUCAGUGUCAGGGUCUUGUGGUUGCCCUUGCUGCCUCCAUCAUGAGCGUCAUACUCGGGAUCAUCUUCCACCAGGAGUUCAGCAUCAGCGACACCCUGCUCAUCGCCGCCGCCAGCAUCACCACGGCCUCCAUCGCCAGUCUGCUGCUUGGUACCAUCAUGUGCGCAAUUGUCAUUGCCAGCCACCGCCACAACAUCAACCCAGACAACGUGGCCACCCCCAUUGCCGCUGCUCUUGGCGAUCUUGUCACUCUUGCCAUCCUCGCAUAUGUCGGCUCUCUCCUCUACCAAACCGGACCCUCCGCGCAGGGCGGCACGUCUGGACUCGUGUGUGCAUUUUUCCUCCUUGUUAUCCUUCCACUUGUCUACAAUGAAGUGCGCAAGCGACCAACCGAACACGCCAUUCUCAAAGACAGGCUGGCGUGGGGAUCCAUCCUUGCAGCCAUGUGCAUCUCCUCCGUAGCGGGCAUCAUUCUCGAGCGCUUUGUGACGAAUUUCCAGGGCAUUGCAGUGUUGGCGCCACUCAUCAAUGGUGUUGGGGGCAAUCUCGCCAGCGUGCAGGCAGCACGCAUCUCAACUUCCUUUCACAUGCGCACCCGGGAGAAUCACGUGCGCGCCGCUGUUGUUCUGUUUGCGUAUGUCGUGCCCGUGUCUCUCUUCUUCAUGGUCUUCGUCAAUGCGUUUCAGCUUGGGCACACGUCCAUCACCCUCUUCUUCGUCAUCGGCUAUUCUCUCGCCGCCAUGGCGCAGGUGUUGUUACUGCUUGUGAUUGUGCACAAGCUCGUCGCCUUUGUCUGGUCAAAGCAAGUUGAUCCCGAUCAGAUUGCCAUCCCGCUGGUGACGGCGCUGGGUGAUGUACUGGGAACAGCAGCACUCGUCCUCUGCUUCUCAGUGUUGUUCAAACUCGGAGACGGUGACAUGGAUGUUGGGGAUUGAUUGCCAACUACUCUUCACGGCAACGUUACAGCGAAGGUUAGCGUUAGGAUUGAUCACCACAGGAGAACGAAACACUGUCUACUCGCCAUCGUUACUCUCCUGAAAACGCAAACUUGGCACGUGCGUGUGUGCAUGCGUGUUACUAGUGUGCGUGCACGCAUCGUGAUUGUCAUUGGCUUGCAAUGUAAACAACGCACAACAGUAAA
This is a messenger RNA of Salpingoeca rosetta, 1806 nucleotides long. Its product is annotated as solute carrier family 41. Gene Ontology annotation, biological process: monoatomic cation transport. Gene Ontology annotation, molecular function: monoatomic cation transmembrane transporter activity. Gene Ontology annotation, cellular component: plasma membrane. The record is from RefSeq and is a predicted model, not a curated record. Bases 134 to 1600 code for a protein of 488 amino acids. The transcript has 11 exons. NCBI's taxonomy places the organism in Eukaryota, Choanoflagellata, Craspedida, Salpingoecidae.